CAUCAUCAUCAUAACCAACAACUUUUGGAAAUGUCUUAGCUGCCUGUCCCCACCCCUUUCCACUAUGAGUGUCACUUACAGUUUUUGCUGCUCAAUUAUUCCUUUCCUUUAUCCUUCCUCCUUCAAUCUCAAUGGCGGCGCUCAAGGUAUCGAGCGUCAAAACCUUGGCAGAUCAACCCAACCUCAACCACAUACCCCCAGCUUAUGUCUUUCGGACCUCCUCAACCAAUGAUCAGGGCCCAGAAGACGGAGAAGCGAGUGAAGAACCAAUCCCCGUUGUUGAUUUCUCCCUCCUGACCUCCGGUACUCCCGAUCAACGGUCCAGAGUAGUCCAGGACCUCGGAUAUGCUUGCCAGGAGUGGGGGUUCUUCAUGGUGAUCAAUCACGGGGUUGAUGAGGGCCUGACGAAGAGGAUUCUACAGGGUUGUGGAGAAUUCUUUGAUCUUACAGAGGAGGAGAAGAGCGAAUAUGAAGGUAGGCACGUGUUGGACCCUAUCAGGUGCGGGACCAGCUUCAAUGCUUCCGUGGAGGAAAUCUUCUUCUGGAGAGAUUAUCUAAAGGUCAUGGUUCACCCAGAGUUCCACUCUCCGAACAAGCCUGCUAGGUUCAGCGAAGUGCUGGAAGAGUACACUAAAGCAGUCCGUGGAGUAGUGAGGCGUCUACUAGGAGGAAUCUCUGAGAGCUUGGGACUGGAAUCUUGUCAUUUAGACAGGAUUUUGGAUCUUGAAUCGAGCCUACAGAUUCUCACAGCGAACCUAUACCCACCUUGCCCACAGCCUGAGCUUGCAAUGGGGAUGCCCCCUCAUUCGGAUCAUGGCCUAUUAACUAUGCUCAUUCAAAAUGGGAUUGGUGGGCUUCAAAUUCAUCACAAAGGCAGGUGGGUAAAAGUGAAUGCAGUACCCGGCGCGUUCUUGGUUAACACAGGCGAUCACAUGGAGAUUCUGAGCAAUGGGAAGUACGGGAGCGUCCUCCACCGAGCAGUUGUGAAUGACAAAACUACGAGGAUGUCUAUCUCUGUAUCAAAUGGACCGUCACCAGAAACAAUUGUUAGCCCUGUCCAGGAGCUACUAGAAAAUGGAAGCUGUCCUGCAGCCUAUAUUGGGAUGAAGUACAAGGAUUAUCUCGAGCUUCAACAGAGCAACAAGCUCGAUGGGAAUUCAUGCCUCAAUCGUGUAAGGAUUUGAACUCAUGCCUAAAGGAGAUUGCUAUAUUUACAAGUCAGGGAGGAGUCUGUCCUAAGAAUAUAAUAAAAUUCUGAUCCUACGCAGAGGAAAUGUUGAGUGGACAACUAAUAACAUUGUGUAUGAUAUGUAUAUGAAUAAUGCGGCAACAGAGGAGAUUAGUACUGUGAUAUCUAGAUUUUCAAUUUGCUUAUUGCUGGAUCAAAUAAUUCCUCUAACCCCUAUUGGAUAUUGAUUGAGGACUUUUUUAGCUUUC
This is a messenger RNA of Punica granatum (pomegranate), 1437 nucleotides long. The record is from RefSeq and is a predicted model, not a curated record. NCBI's taxonomy places the organism in Eukaryota, Viridiplantae, Streptophyta, Magnoliopsida, Myrtales, Lythraceae.